GCAUCGACAUGUGAGGAGUACGUUUUAUCUGGGAUAACAAAAUUUCGAAAUCGUCAUUCAUUUCUCGCGCACAAAAUUGUAUACCUUUUUUAUUCACCUGUACGUAUUAAAGCGUAACACAAAAAAAAAAAACACGAAUGCGAGCAAGCAUAAAAAUUAACACAACUUUACAAACCAUAUAGCAAAACACAUAACAUUUCACGCUUCCCCUUUUCCCUCUUUUGAAAGAGAAACACCCGUUAAACGAGUUUUACAAACUUUCGCAAAGCGUUAACCAGGAAAAAAGUACAUACAUAUAUACAUACAUACAUACAUACGUACGUACGUGUAUAUAAAAUUUCGCCGCACUUACCUUUUUUUCACUUAAAAAUUAUUCAAAAUGGGAAAGGAAAAAACACAUAUCAACUUAGUCGUUAUCGGCCAUGUCGAUAGUGGAAAAUCCACGACCACCGGUCAUAUUAUUUACAAGUUGGGAGGUAUUGACAGGAGAACCAUAGAAAAGUUUGAGAAAGAGUCCGCCGAAAUGGGUAAGGGUAGUUUUAAGUACGCGUGGGUGUUGGAUAAGCUAAAGGCCGAAAGAGAAAGAGGUAUCACUAUCGAUAUCGCCUUAUGGAAGUUCGAAACGCCCAGGUACUUCUUCACAGUCAUUGAUGCCCCCGGUCAUAAGGAUUUUAUCAAAAAUAUGAUUACGGGUACGUCGCAGGCUGAUGUGGCUCUCUUGGUUGUUCCUGCUGAGGUUGGUGGUUUUGAAGGUGCCUUUUCAAAGGAAGGUCAAACUAAGGAACACGCCUUGUUAGCCUUCACCCUCGGUGUGAAACAGAUCGUUGUUGGUGUCAACAAGAUGGACACUGUGAAAUACUCAGAAGAUAGAUACGAAGAAAUUAAGAAGGAAGUUAGGGAUUACCUGAAAAAGGUCGGAUACCAAGCUGACAAGGUUGACUUUAUCCCCAUUUCUGGAUUUGAAGGUGAUAACCUGAUUGAGAAGUCAGACAAGACCCCAUGGUAUAAAGGAAGGACCUUGAUCGAGGCUUUGGACACUAUGGAACCACCCAAGAGACCAUACGACAAACCUUUAAGAAUUCCACUCCAAGGUGUGUACAAAAUUGGUGGUAUUGGUACCGUGCCCGUUGGCAGAGUCGAAACUGGUAUUUUGAAGGCCGGUAUGGUUCUCAACUUUGCCCCAUCUGCUGUCGUUUCGGAGUGUAAAUCCGUCGAAAUGCACAAAGAAGUUUUGGAAGAGGCAAGACCAGGUGACAACAUCGGAUUUAACGUAAAGAACGUUUCUGUUAAAGAAAUCAAGAGAGGAUAUGUCGCUUCUGAUACCAAGAAUGAGCCAGCCAAGGGAUGCUCCAAAUUUACUGCCCAGGUUAUCAUUUUGAACCAUCCUGGAGAAAUUAAGAACGGAUACAGUCCCGUCCUAGAUUGCCACACUGCUCACAUUUCUUGCAAAUUUUUGAACAUCGACUCGAAGAUUGACAAGCGUUCUGGUAAGGUCGUUGAGGAAAACCCUAAAUCAAUUAAGUCUGGUGAUUCAGCCUUGGUUAGUCUCGAGCCAAAGAAGCCUAUGGUUGUUGAGACCUUCACUGAGUAUCCACCCCUAGGAAGAUUUGCUAUUCGAGAUAUGAGACAAACCAUCGCUGUCGGUAUCAUCAAGGCGGUCGAAAAGAAGGAGCCAGGUGCCGUGUCAGCCAAAAACCCAGCAAAGAAAUGAACGCACCCACGCUUCGCGGCGUACCACAUGUACAAACCCUGUAUACAUUGUACACAUGUCAUGUGCGUAUGCGAGUACGUACCUGCGCAUAUACCCUGGUGUAUGCCACACGCACAUAUAUUUACUUAAGGUUUUACUUGUUUGUUCCAUUUAUACGUGUGUAAAAAUGGAUCAAAUAUCGGAAUUAAGCUAAUUAUAUAUUGUAAAAAAUGUGAAAAAAAAAAAAAAAAAAAUUAACCCAAAUUGCAUAAUUUUGGCUGUUUUUAUAUCAUUUUAUUUUUCCACAUGGGGUAUAUACAAAAAUAUUAAACGAAAGCAAAGACCAACGAGUUUCCCCCCACAAAGAGUGUACAUAUAUGUGUAUACAUGCGUAUAUAUGUGUAUAUGUGCAUAUAUUUACAUAUGUAUGUGUGUAUAUGCAUGUGUGUGUGUAUAUGUACGUAACUUAAAUUAAAAACGCGCUACAAACAAACUGAAGAUUACAAGUGUGCAACAUAUGAGCAAGUUGGG
This is a messenger RNA of Plasmodium vivax (malaria parasite P. vivax), 2221 nucleotides long. Its product is annotated as Elongation factor 1 alpha, putative. Gene Ontology annotation, biological process: translation; translational elongation. Gene Ontology annotation, molecular function: GTPase activity; translation elongation factor activity; GTP binding. The record is from RefSeq and is a predicted model, not a curated record. Lineage: Eukaryota; Apicomplexa; Aconoidasida; Haemosporida; Plasmodiidae. The transcript has a single exon. The coding region runs from base 380 to 1711 and encodes 443 amino acids.